Molecule: messenger RNA, 1504 nt
Organism: Anoplophora glabripennis (Asian longhorned beetle)
Lineage: Eukaryota; Metazoa; Arthropoda; Insecta; Coleoptera; Cerambycidae
Exons: 3
Coding region: 235-987 (250 amino acids)
Source: RefSeq, a predicted model, not a curated record
GUUUGUAAACAAAAUUUAAAAGUUCUGUUAUCAGUUACUGUUAUCAAGAUCUAGAGCAGAAUAUUACUUGUAUAUCUAUAAUCUUUAUUUACUUUUCAUAUCAGAGAACAUUGGUGACUAAUUUAUCAUCUGCCUUUUGGAAUUAGUGUGAAAUUAAUUAUGUUACACCAUUUCUAAUUUUUUAUAGUGUAUGUUAUGAUGAGUUAAACCAUAUUUUAAAAUUUUAGUGCAAUUAUGGACCAGUUAUCUGCAGAAAAGAGACUGACUAUCACCUACAUAUUUUGCAUAGCUGUAGGUGCUAUAACUAGCAUAACGACAGGAAUCGCAUGGGGUCACUGGUACAGAACCUUAGACCAAUGUGUGGGCGAUCGAAACUGUAGCUGUAUAAUAUAUGGUGAACACACAGCUACAGUUUUCUUAGGCGGACCACAAGCUCCCUGCAUAUGGGUUACAUUCGGGCCGCUUUUUUACAUCUUCUUCUGUAUUGGUUUAACCUGUUUCCAUGGUUAUCGAGUACUUUUCACGACAAAGUCCCCUAUAACUAGAACUAUGCGAUCUGUUUUAACGAAAACAGAAUCAGGGGAAACAAUUCAGAUUCAGGCAGUAACCCAAGAAAUCACUAGUCCACUUCCUAAGGCGUUUUGGAUAUGCGUGACAGUGUUAUCAGUUUUCUUUACAGUAUACUCUAUAGUACAUUUUGCCGUUUAUGUAGACGGUUAUUAUAAAACUUGUAACCAGUACCGGAAAACCUUAGAAAAACAUUUAAGUUUGCAUGGUUCUGCUUUGCCCGUUCUUUAUCACCGGUUGUCUUGUCAAGGAGUUUUCGAUUUUAUGGAUUAUAUGCAACUGGACACGGGAAAUGCUUAUCGUAACGGAAUUAUCAACACGGGUCUCUCUUUAAUUCUUGGCGUCGCCAGCGCUGGAAUGUCGUGGAUCUUAUUCUUACAUUCAAGUAUCCUAAAUAUAAUGUUGGCUAAAGCAAAUUAAAACCCAUACAAGGCAGAGCGUUAUGAAGCUUUAUUGCAAAUUUGACAUUACAGUUAAGAAGAAAAGCAAUGAAGAUUAGUUUUUAGGAAUAUCAAAAUAUUUUUUAAUGUUAUUUAUUCAUAUGUUAAGGCAAGAGGCAUAAAAACUGAUUUUUGCAAAAAUUUUAAUUCUGAUAUCUGCAAAGUAUAGUUUGAAAAAGUAUAUAUUAGCACAUAAGUAAUUCUAAAUAAAAUAUUUUUUAAUUUUUAAAUUUACAUAAUAUACAGGGUGUCCCACCAGGAAUCGCCACUAUCGAUAUCUCGGAAAGUACUGAUCCGACAAAUCUGAAAAUUUGGCAACCUAGCAAAGGCAGUAGAGCCAACACGGCUUAGAACUUUAUGACACUACCGAUUAUACCGGAAGUCAACAUUAUCUUUCGUAUUUUAAAUCAGCCCCUUCGAGUUAUUUUAUUAAAUAUUUCCUAUACCUAGGAGUUAUAGAUUUUGAGUUACUAAUUUUUUAAAGAAAAAAUUUGACA